Molecule: messenger RNA, 1809 nt
Organism: Glycine soja
Lineage: Eukaryota; Viridiplantae; Streptophyta; Magnoliopsida; Fabales; Fabaceae
Product: benzyl alcohol O-benzoyltransferase-like
Exons: 2
Coding region: 177-1556 (459 amino acids)
Source: RefSeq, a predicted model, not a curated record
GCAUCACGCUCCAUGUUUCCCCAAAGAACAUAAUUAAAGCAGGCAGCAGUAGAGUGGGAAAACACGAUGUGGGUCAUGCAAUAUUUCCAUUCCAUUAUUAUAUAUAUACACAUACAAGUGCUGUUCGUUUCAGUCGUAGCAGCACCUUAGUACCUUGAAUCAUUAUCAUUCGGGUAAUGGACACAUCACUAGUGUUUACUGUGAGGAGGAGUGAGGCAGAGCUGAUAGCUCCGGCGAAGCCCACCCCUCGUGAAGUGAAGCUACUCUCAGACAUAGAUGACCAAGAUGGGUUACGUUUCCAAAUUCCGGUGAUACAGUUCUAUCGCCACGACCCAUCAAUGGCAGGGAAAGACCCUGUCGAUGUGAUAAGAAAGGCUGUGGCCAAAACGCUUGUGUUUUACUAUCCUUUUGCAGGUAGGCUUAGGGAAGGACUUGGUCGGAAACUGAUGGUGGAUUGUACUGGGGAAGGUGUUUUGUUCAUUGAGGCUGAUGCAGAUGUCACUCUUAAGCAAUUUGGUGAUGCUCUUCAACCUCCUUUCCCGUGCUGGGAGGAACUCCUUUAUGAUGUACCUGGUUCUCAAGGAGUGCUUAACACUCCCCUUCUGCUUAUUCAGGUAACGCGGCUCAAGUGCGGGGGUUUCAUAUUAGCUGUCCGGCUGAACCACACGAUGAGCGACGCAGCCGGUCUGGUUCAGUUCAUGAGCGCGCUGGGAGAAAUAGCUCGUGGGAGGCAGGAGCCGUCGAUCCCACCGGUGUGGCGCAGAGAGCUCCUGAACGCGCGGGACCCACCUCGAGUCACAUGCACCCACCGCGAAUACGAACAUGUCCCUGACACCAAAGGCACCAUCAUCCCCUUAGACCACAUGGCCCAUCGCUCUUUCUUCUUCGGCCCCAGUGAAGUCGCCGCCAUCCGCUCCCUCAUCCCCCAAACUGAUCAACGCUGCUCCAACUUCGAGGUCCUCACCGCAUGCCUCUGGCGCUGCCGCACCAUUGCGCUGCAGCCCGACAAAGACGAGGAGGUUCGCAUCCUCUGCAUAGUCAACGCUCGCUCCAAGUUUGACCCUCCUCUGCCUAGCGGUUACUACGGCAACGCUUUUGCCUUCCCCGUUGCUGUCACCACUGCGGGGAAGCUGUGCGAUAACCCUUUGGGAUACGCUCUCGAGUUGGUGAGGAAAGCCAAAGCGGAUGUGACUGAGGAAUACAUGCACUCGGUGGCUGAUUUAAUGGUCACCAAGGGCCGGCCUCACUUCACUGUUGUGAGAUCGUAUCUCGUGUCGGAUGUGACUCGUGCUGGGUUUGGAAACAUUGAGUUUGGGUGGGGGAAGGCUGUUUAUGGAGGACCCGCCAAGGGAGGGGUUGGAGCCAUACCUGGUGUUGCUAGCUUUUACAUACCCUUUAAGAAUGCUAAAGGAGAGGAAGGGUUGGUUAUACCGGUUUGUUUGCCUUCUGAAGCCAUGGAGAGGUUUCAGAAGGAGUUGGACUGUGUGCUUAACCACCACAUCGUCCAACCUAGUGCCAUUGCUCCAAACUCUAGGUUCAUUGUUUCUUCCUUGUAGAUCCAGUACUUUUCGACUUUACUUCGUGCCAAUUAAGGAAUCAAUAAUUGAGCAUUUGAUGUCAUCGAGUACGUAUGUAUAAUCAACAAGCCAGUGGCAGCAAGAGAAGAAUCACAAUUACUAUUACCUACUCCUCCUUGAUCAGUCUAUAAAUGUCGUGAAUUGUGAAAAUUUUAUUGGCUUUAAAAGCUAUGUAUUCACAUUUGACAGCGUUUUGUCAAGAUAAUAAUUAUCCAACUAGUAUUAUUAAUUA